Molecule: messenger RNA, 2117 nt
Organism: Chinchilla lanigera (long-tailed chinchilla)
Lineage: Eukaryota; Metazoa; Chordata; Mammalia; Rodentia; Chinchillidae
Gene: Med9
Product: mediator complex subunit 9
Exons: 2
Coding region: 93-536 (147 amino acids)
Biological process (GO): regulation of transcription by RNA polymerase II
Cellular component (GO): mediator complex
Molecular function (GO): transcription coregulator activity
Source: RefSeq, a predicted model, not a curated record
GGAGCGCCUGGUAGUGACGCAAGCGGUUUGCGACGCUCUCGGCUGGCGGACUCCUGGGGUCCUACGCUUGAAUUGCUGCAGGACCGGGCGCUAUGGCCUCUGCCGGGGUGGCCCCCGGGCGACAGGCGGAGGACGCGCUACCGCCGCCUUCCGAGUCGCCGCUGCCCGAGGCCAAGUCGCUGCCACCUCCGCAGCCGCCGCCGCCGGUUGCCGCGCCCCAGCCGCAGCAGUCGCCGGCGCCACGGCCUCAGUCGCCGGCCGACGCGAAGGAGGAAGAGAACUACUCCUUCUUACCUUUGGUUCACAACAUUAUCAAAUGCAUGGACAAAGACAGCCCCGACGUCCACCAGGACCUGAACGCCCUCAAAGCCAAGUUCCAGGAGAUGCGCAGGCUCAUCAGCACCAUGCCUGGCAUCCAGCUGAGCCCCGAGCAGCAGCAGCAGCAGCUGCACAGCCUGCGGGAGCAAGUCAGGACUAAGAACGAACUUCUGCAGAAGUACAAGAGCCUCUGCAUGUUUGAGAUCCCCAAGGAGUAGAGCCAGGCGACUUCCAGGACUGCCCGAGAGGGCAGGAGGCGCGAGGCCCUGCCAUCUCCCCCACACUCCUUGGCGCUGCUCCUUCGACCCCAGCUCUGACCUGCAGCCAAGCGGGGCUGCUGUGGGGCCUCCUUAGCUGAACUUGGUCUUGACCAUGUGGGCGUCAGCCCCGGCUCGUGUGUGUGUGUGUGUGUGUGUGUGUGUGUGUGUGUGUGCGCGCGUGUGCACCUGACUCGAGUGCCCGCUGUGAGAAAGAGCGUUGGGGGGGGACCCUCUACCCUCUCUCUGGGGAGGGGCAUCUGCUGUGCCUGGGCCCACCAGCAGCUCUGAAGGGCAGUGUGGGGAGGGGAGCGCCUCCUGCGGCCGCCUGCUCUCGGCUCCUCCCACCCCCAGUACCAUCAGGGUGUACCAGGUACAUACUGUUCCCAUUAGCAGCAUUUGCAUAGAAUUCACUGCUUCGGUGAGAGCUCCAAUCGUACGGCAUGAAUUUAAUAGAAUUAAAGAAGGCUCUGAGAAAUGAACACUCUUUUGAAAGGCCAGAGGGUGGGUGGCUGUUCCUCCCCGAAACAGUUUAGUUCCGUUCUGUUUGAGCGGGUGAACAGCUGCGUCUGUGGGGUGCAGGCAAGAGCCCGGGCAGGGGCCGCCGACUCCAGGCUCCCCCUGCUCCGCCUCCUUACAGCAGCUCUCGCUUUGUUCCCUGAGACCACAGGGCCCAAGAGGAGCCGGCCGCCCCACAGUGCAGCGCUUCCCGCGGGUGGAGAGGGCCCCGUCCCGCACGGGCCCAGUCGGGUUUUAGGCGGGCACAUCUUUCCUCCGACCCACACUGCCCUGGCCUAGAGCAUUAUUUCCUCUUGGCCUCCUCACCAGAGCCACUGUACUUGCUGCCCUGCGAAGGGUUUCCAAUAUGCCUUUCGUUCAGAGACUCACGGUUCUAGUGGAGGUUGGGUGGUCCGUCAGCAAGGUGGCGGGUAGCUCUGGGCCAGUGCUGGCGGAAUGUGAGCCGGGGCAGCUUCGCCUAGGUGUUUACAUAUACACUUGAUGUGCCCCAGCCCUGUUGAUUUCUUCCAGCAAGGUGGUGUUUGUAGCCUCUGGCUGUCAUACUGAUAGGUGAUAGUCCCUUCCCCUGCGCCUGAGGGUACUGGAGAAGUAAAACUGAACAUUGUUUAGACCUAGAAAUGGGCUCACUGCCUGUGCUACCCAGUUGGGGGCUUAGCAGCCACCCGCCAAUGGCCUCAUUGGCAGCAGUGCUGCUUGGGGUGUUUGUAGCAGGGGUUCCAGCAGCAUCAGCCUGUAACCACCUGUCAGGAGACGGCUGGCAUGUUGGGAUCCCACAGCUGUGUCGGGGAAGAGACCAGCUUUCACUGGCCAAAAAAGCAGUCUGAGUUGAAUUGGGUGAUCACUUGUUACACCAGUUCUACCUAGAGAUUGAUACUUAACUGAAUCAGUUAUUCUCUUGAAAUUUCACAGUAGUGGGUGGGCCGAUUUUAAGGCUUUGACUAAAUACCACAAAACACAAAACCCAUAAAAACUCCAUAGACAGUGGCUGGGUGUGGUGGUGUGCUGGUGUAAUCCCAGCACUUG